AUGACCCUCUCUACAGUCGAGGGAAUUAUACUACAAUGUUUAGCAACAACAACUGCCUCUACUUCCUGUACUGAUCCAAAAACUGUGUCAUUAUCUUCACCAACAACAGAUAGUAAUUUAAUUCUGACACCAAGAACACCAACAUUAAAUUCUAUUUCAAAUAUCAAUGUACGAGGUGAUGAUACAUCAUCAUAUAAUACUCAACCCGAUAAAGACAAUUUUAUAAAACUAAUUGAACCAAUUAAAAUUCCUACGUUUAAUGGUCGUCGAUUAGCUAGUGUUGUUACAACUGACUCUACAAUUAGCAGAUCAAUGGAUAAAGACAAUUGUGCUCAGUCUAUGAAACAAAAAACUUUAUACCAUUGUUGA
Messenger RNA from Rotaria socialis, 369 nucleotides. The record is from the annotation of a GenBank genome assembly. NCBI's taxonomy places the organism in Eukaryota, Metazoa, Rotifera, Eurotatoria, Philodinida, Philodinidae.